Messenger RNA from Triticum aestivum (bread wheat), 1400 nucleotides. RefSeq lists its product as uncharacterized. Lineage: Eukaryota; Viridiplantae; Streptophyta; Magnoliopsida; Poales; Poaceae. The record is from RefSeq and is a predicted model, not a curated record. The transcript is spliced from 4 exons. Bases 661 to 1299 code for a protein of 212 amino acids.
AACCACCCGCCCCUCGUCAUCGUCCUUCCCUCCUCCCCUCCCCCACGAGCAAUUCCCACCACCCAUCCUGAGCGCCGCCAGCCUCCCACUCCCCGGCGAGCUGCCCCAUCCCGAGCGCCGCCAGCCUUCCACUCCCUGGCGAGCUGCCCCAUCCCUAGCGCCGCCAGCCUCCCCCAACCUCCGGUGCCUCCCGGAUCCGCCACCUCCACGCGGUGGCAGCUCCUCCACCAGAUCACGCCACGUGUAGCCAUACCCACAGUCCCGCCGGCGCCAGCGGCCCAACCCAGGUGGCGCUUCGACGGACCUCCUCCCGGCGAGGCCCGACGCCAACACCGGGGAUCUCCAGGAGCGGUCGUCCCCUGCUACGGAUCGCGCCGCCGCCGUCCCUAGCGCUUCUAUACAACCUUCGCCGACCGCCGCCACCAAUCUUCUGAUGCGCCGCCCCGGCAGAUCCGACGCGUCUCCUUGACCUCCCAGGCGACGCCACCGGCAAAUCUAGGUUGGGGCCAUCCAUCUCCUCUCGCCCCCCGGCAAGGCUCCCCCAUCACCACGCAGCCAAGCUGCCGCAUCAAACUGGCCAUUCAACAACGCCGUCUUGGGACGUUCAAUGACGUGGCCCCAUGGCGUUUGCUGUCGCAGCGCCUGGAUCACAUUGUCACCAUGCUUCACGAGGCCGAGAUAUUUCCAUUCUUCAUUCAUCGACAUCAGAUUGAACUGAGAAGUCAGCGCAGACGCAAUUUGAGCUUCCCUCUCUCUCUGAUACGGGUUCGCAAGUGUCAUGUUCGGCUGUUCGCCGCAGCAGCCCGGAGGUGCUCCUGCAGCCGACCAAGAACAGGGCUGGGACAAGGAUAUUUUUGUUCUCAAACACGUCGCUGCUGCCAUAACAAACUUAUUCUUUGGGGAUCUUUGUAUGUAAAGUGUCUCAUUCAAGAAGGAAUGGUCUGGGUGGACGAGCUAGCCCGAGGCGUGGUCUUGCUCGCCAGCGUUGGGCGCAGUUCGGCUAGAAAGAAGAAGGAGCUCCAUCCAGCCUAUGAAGUUCAACCGGUGAGCAUGUGCAGUCCGACGGCGCGUGUGUGCUUGUGUCCGGUUCACGGGCGUACCGUGUGUGGUGCUUGCAUGCACACGGAACCCACAUGUGGUGUGAGGAGAAGCCAAGCUAAAAAGAAGAACACACUACGCAAGACAGGCACAGAGAGGUUCAGGGCUUCAGGCAAUGUGAUGGCGCAGCCGCUGCAGUAUCAACUACAACAGCUCGGCGCUCCUGGUGCUCCUCUCCCUUUGCUACUUUGCAUGCUGUGAUGCCACCGCCUCCUCACUGUACGAAAAGGUUUGAGUGAGAAAAAAUUGCAGCUCAUGAAUGAACCUGGAGAAGUUCUAAUGCGAUGGUGCUAUUCUUUGCA